UCGCAGGGCGUGUGUGACUGUGAAUGGUAAGCGGAUCGAACGUUUCGAAGCUAUCUACUGCGGGGAAGGGAGCGAGGGAGCGAGCGAGGGACGGCCGAGGAAUGAGUGUGGCGAGAUUCUGCAGCAGCCUGCGCGCUCGCUCUGGUCGAUGGGUCUGAUUCUUCCGUGGCAGGCAGCUCCCGUCGCCAACCAGGGUCACCCUCCGGUCUGAUCCUCCAGAGCACCAGCGAGCGAGCGCAACAAAGUGGGCGCAUGCGUGCCCGCGUGAGUGCAGGCGAGGAUUGUGGUCGCGAGGCAGCGUCGAUUUAGCGCUGUGUCCGAGCGGGGGACGAGGGCGAUUACGAGCGUGACGGGCCGGAGCGCGGGGAGCGGAGAGGAGAGGAGAGUAGACCUCGGGGCGCAAGAAGAGGAAGAGGAAGAAGAAGGAGAAGAAGAAGGGCGUCGUCUCCUGGGGAGUUUGCUCGUGGGCGCUCGGGCCUUGAAGGCCCGGAGAGAGCAGGUGGGGGCGAGGAUUAGGUUAUCGAACUGGGGGGUGGCAGAGUUUGCGAGCGGGUGGUCUGCUGGCAGGGGAGGAGGGUGCGCUGACCGAUUUGCUCGAGAUCUCGGGGCUGGGACUGGGGCGAGGUGGGGGAAUUUGUUAGAACGUACGCGGAGUGGGUGAGGCAAUUGCGAGGAGUGCCGCGAGGGCAGAUUCCGGCCGCGCGAGAUAUAAAUUCAAUUCUCCUGGUUCGGUUGGGCAGCUCAUUCGGUCGGUGGCUCGCUCUGCUUCUCGCGAAAGAGACUCGCACCAUGGAUUGGCAAGGACAGAAACUGUCGGAGCAGCUUAUGCAGUACCUUUUGCUCGGAUCUGCCCUCAUCGCCUUCCUUACGGGCUACAUAAUGUCGUCUUACCGAAUGAUGUUGACGAUCUACUUAAUUGGCGUGGUCAUUACAUUCCUGUUCACGGUCCCGGAUUGGUCGUUUUUCAACCGCCAUCCGCUGGAAUGGUCCGAGUUGAAGAAUCCCGAUAUGCCCAGCAGUAGACAAUUGAAGCUCAGACAGCAACAAGCUGCGAAGAAGGCCGCCAAGCCUCAACCCAAGAGGUGAAGUGUUUCCAGUUCGUCGCAUUGCACAGUGGAACUCGACGAUGCUGAGGAGGCCUGCGAGAUGUCCUUGAGAAGACAUCUCGGAGUCUGGACUAGAUGCCUAUCCUAAGCGCACCUCAACCGACGGACUUCUGCUACUGGAUGUGGGUGGAGUUAAGCUACGUUGUUGAGCAUGUAGGGCCAAGUCUGGGCCUAUGAACUGAUGGCGGAGAUUUUCGAGAGUUGAAUGAAAAGAGUAUUCAAAGAGAGCAUGGAGACAAACCAUGAAAUUUGUUGGAAGGAACAGCGAGUCUUUUGUUCGGGUGUAGCUGGUGCGAUGGCUUCAACAUUUCUAAAUGCGUGCUAGAAGUCUUUUCCGCUCGUUUUUGUCUGUAGAAAUACACAGAAGUUUAGUAUCAGUACUGCUUGAUACGUCUUAUCUCGUACUGCCUCAUACUAAACUGGGAUCACCCAGCUUCUUUAAUCAUGACUGUUCCUCAGUUCUGAUGUAUAUGCGAUCUGGUGGACUCAAUUACCUGCUGGAAUGCCUUUACUCGUAGUCUGCAACAAUCUUUGACUACAGAAGUGCGCAAUUUGCAGCGGUACUGCCAAGAUCCCAGCAGUUAUCAUCUUGCGUAGAUGACUUUCACAUCUUUCAAAGUGUAACUCUUUGCCUAUUUGAGCUGG
Messenger RNA from Marchantia polymorpha subsp. ruderalis, 1751 nucleotides. Lineage: Eukaryota; Viridiplantae; Streptophyta; Marchantiopsida; Marchantiales; Marchantiaceae. The record is from the annotation of a GenBank genome assembly.